AUGACAGCUUAUACUGGCAAAACUUGCAGUUGUAUACGUAGGUUUGGUUCACUCUUCAACGUUGCUCGACUUAUAGCAGAUGAUUUUAGACUCGGGUUUGAAAAAGGUCCUUGGUGGCAACGUAUCUUUGAUGGGUAUAGCAUCACCACUUGGAUGGUAGUUCUGAAUCUCGGAUCCACCGGCUUACUCGUCUCGUGGCUAAUGAAGUAUGCAUACAAUAUUGUGAAGGUUUAUUCUACAUCAAUGGCGAUGCUGCUUACUAUGGUUGCAUCCAUAUACCUCUUCAGUUUCAAACCAACAGUGCAGGUUCGGAUAUAA
Molecule: messenger RNA, 318 nt
Organism: Arabis nemorensis
Lineage: Eukaryota; Viridiplantae; Streptophyta; Magnoliopsida; Brassicales; Brassicaceae
Source: the annotation of a GenBank genome assembly